UUUCGCACGCGAGCACGAGGCAACGCACGACCUGCUCUUCGGGCUUCAGGAUAGCCUGUAUGCGGCAGGUGCCCGGCUCUUCCUGUACAUCGAUGUUCCACCCAUAGCACGCACACCCACAGGGGCUAAAGCGCUUGCGAACGACCCCAGUAUGCCGGCAGCGUACUACAACUGGAACAUCUCGCUUCGACGGAGAAUCGAGGCUUUCGCCAAUGAACAUCGCGACGCGCGAAUCUUCACCUUUUCGUCCUUCGACUGCUUCAGUCGCCUACUAGAUACGUACGCGGAUCAUGGUUUCGUAGAGGAGGACUUGUAUAAGGCGGGAGGAGCGAUAUGGAAAGACCACCUGCACCCGCGAAGUGCCGUGCAUAAGAUCUUCGCUAGGGAUCUGGUGCAGUUCCUGCGGUCCCAGCAGUAGUUCUUCAAUAUCGUUUCUUUAGGUUGCGGCGUGUAUACAUAAGAGAUUCUAGAGGCAUGACGCAUGACGCGUGCUGACUGAUGCAGAGACAUCGGCUUCGAUUCGAAAAGUGGUCUGAUUUCUGCGUCGCGCGAGCCGAAUAUUACAUCUCUCUCUUUCUUUCCGCCAUGACCAUCCAUCCCAUCCGCCCCUGCACAAUUCCGGGCCUCCGACUUGUGAUUGAGCUGUCACGGUGCACGGGCUAGAACGCCGUCUAGUAUGAUCGUCAAUCAAUCUUCAGGUCUCCAGACUGCAGAUGCACGCGUAUUCCGAUUGGGACAGAGAUAAAUGAUGGUCGAAGGCGAAGCAGGUCGAGGUACAUAUGUAUGUGCUUCCAGGUAUGUUUCUCCACGAAAAGGCUAAAGCCCUUUGAGACACGACCCUUGUUCCUUGACAGCCCUCGCCGUGACCCACUGUGUAUCACGCCCGAUCCUCCCCGUCCCCCCACUACAGUUUCGUCUGUCUGAACGCGAUCAGAAGCAGGAGGCGCUGCGCAGGAAGGAAGGAAGGCCAGAGCGGGGAAACAGCGGUCAGCCGAUCGCCCAGCCCAUACAUAUGAAACCUGGAUUGUAGCACUCUUGCUCUGACUUCCUCUCAUCUUCUUCCCUUGCGUCUGCGCUGCGAUAGCGUUGGAUAGGGCUCGUGCGUGAUCCCAUGCGGACCGUUGGCCGCUAACGAACCACCGCUCUUCAUCCCAUAUAGCUUCUUUCCCCGAAGGGCGACAACGUGUUCUCCUGCGUGCCGACUCCAUGUACGACUACUCCGACAGCGACGAUGAGGAGUCAUUCACCAUCGAUCUCGGCUCGGGCGCUCUGGAAUCUGCCUGCCCGACACCCCGCUCGCCACCGCUGCGGCUCACGUCCGAGACUUACCGCCCACCUCGCAGAACGGCCAUGGCCAAAGCACUAAAAGACCGGGAGGGGGAGAAAGACUGCGGUAUCUGGUGCGUGGGUUCUUGCAGUGCUGCGGCGGCGCAUGCUCAUGGCGAGCACCCCAGUUUCGAGCCAGCAGCCAUCCCCGUCCGCACUGUGUGCUGCUCCAGGGUGUUCUGCACUGAACACAUCGCCCAU
Messenger RNA from Mycena citricolor, 1527 nucleotides. The record is from the annotation of a GenBank genome assembly. Lineage: Eukaryota; Fungi; Basidiomycota; Agaricomycetes; Agaricales; Mycenaceae.